Ochotona curzoniae (black-lipped pika) is the source of this 4221-nucleotide messenger RNA. RefSeq names its product MICAL C-terminal-like protein. The record is from RefSeq and is a predicted model, not a curated record. The coding region runs from base 24 to 2156 and encodes 710 amino acids. Lineage: Eukaryota; Metazoa; Chordata; Mammalia; Lagomorpha; Ochotonidae. The transcript has 8 exons.
CUCUGGGAAGCCUGAAUCCUUGUAUGACCACUACCUCCUGGACCGUCAGUGAUGCUGGAAGCUCUUGUAAAACUUCUUUCUUUCAGGACAAAACUACAUCAUGCCAGCUCUGUAAUGGACAGUGUGUUCUCUCCCUGGUAGAUUUCACGCCAGCAGACAACAAAGCUAGAUCACCUCCAAGACAGCCGUCUCUAUCUCUUCCUCGGUCUUCGUGGGCUUCUCCGUCUCUCUCGCCAUCUUCUUCCUCGGCCAGGAUCUCUGGGAUUAGUCCGGAUGCCACUUCCCCACCUCAGGGCUCCGCUGGGUCUGACAGUCCACCCACCCCGAUCUUUCUGAGACGUGCCAGAUCCCACGGAGUACUCCUAGAAAUUCCCCUCUAUGUCCCCCACGAGCCAGUGCUGGAGCGGGCAGAGUUCUGCCUGGUGAGCCCUGUCCUGGACAGCCUCACCAGCCCCACGGAGAUGAGUGCUGGUGUGAGCCCACAAGCACAGGAUCCUCCCAGGGACGCCAAGAGCAUCCUCCAAGAUCCGCACCCCACUUUGGGGAACAGCAGAUGCUUGUCGGACCAGAAGCCACCUCCCAGGACUGCAGAGGGACGAGGGGAAGGGAGGAAUGAACCCAGGAGGGAACAGGAAGGCAGAUCAGAGCUGGCAGAGGACAAGAAGUCAGGCCUGAAGAAGCUGGUCCUGAGUCCGGAGCAGAAGGACAGGUUACUGGAUUGGAAUGAUCCCAUCUCUGGCAAUGUGCGGCUCCCCCAGGACAGCACUGAGAACGGCAGAGGAGGCCGCCCCUUGCCACGCCCUCAAGCACUGCCAACCCAGAGAGCAGUCCAGGGGCAGACGGGGGCCCAGGCAGACCCUGCACUGGGGGAACAAACAGUGCCUUCUCCCAAGUCCCCACUGAAGUUCCUAACACAUGCCUUCCGGAAGACCCUCCGGUCCAGCUCCGAAAGUGGGAAGAAGUCCGGGACCAAGGCUGAAUCCAAAACUUCCCCCACCCAGCAGCGCUCCUUCAGCCUUCGGAAAAACAAAGAGCGGGCCCCGUGGUCUCCCGGAAGAGACAUGAUGAACAAAGCUGCUGCCUUCUUUUUCCCUGGCUCUCCAGUGGCCAAAGCAGCCCAGGUCCCGGACACGAGCCCUGCUGACCCUGCUCUCCGUACCCACAGUCUGCCCAAUCGACCACCACUCAAAGGGCCACCUGAACUUGCAUCCCCUCGCAGCAAUAAGAUGGACGAUGUCUCUUCACUCCUGGAGAAAGUGACUUUGCGAGAACACUCCGAGGGCCCCAGGGUUCCAAAGAGAAGAUUCUCUCUGUUUUCCUCCUUCAGAAUCAAGACGAGAUCUUCUGAGAGUUUACCCCAAGAACCCAAACCAAGGAAGGAUGUGAGAGACCUCUUUGGGGGUCCCAAGGAGACAGGGCUGACCAUGGAUGGCAGGCAGGCCUUGGAGAAGUCGGGGCAGCUGGCUCAGCCUCCUCCUGCAGUGGGAGAUACAGGCUCCAGGCACAUCCCUGUGAGGGCGCAGGCGAUAGAUGCUGUCUCUUCUCUUUCUUCUGCCACCUCCUCCUCUACAGAUGAAGAAAUGGAUUCCCAGCUUUCAUUGCAGGCAAAGGAAAAGAAAACUCUUCGAAGAAGAAGGAAGCUGGAAAAAGCAACCAGGCAGUUGGCUAAGCAGGAGGAAUUGAAACGACUCCAUAAGGCUCAGGCCAUCCAGAGGCAGCUGGAGGAAGUGGAGGUGCGGCACAAGGCUUUGGAGAUCAAGGGCGUGAGACUGGAGAAGGCGCUGAGAGGAGAAGCAGAUUCAGGCACACAGGAUGAAACACAGCUUUUGCAGGAAUGGUUACAGCUGGCCCUGGAGAAGAAUACAUUAAUGCGAUACGAGAAAGAACUACUGAUCAUGGCCCGAGAACUAGAAUUAGAAGAUCAUCACAGCAGACUGCUGCAGAAAUUCCGAGAGAAGAUGUUCAAGGAUGAGAACCAGAAGGACGAGAAUGAUCUAAUUGAGGAGCAAGAAAUAUUCACUGAGAUGAUGCAAGUGAUCGAGCAAAGGGACAGGCUGGUGGACUCCUUGGAGGAACAGCGUCUCAAAGAGAAGGCCGAGGACCAGCAUUUUGAGAACUUUGUGUUCCCCCGGGGCUGUCAGCUGAGCAGGACAUGAGGAGGUCCCAUCCCUGGAAGCAAGCUGUACACUGCACCCUUUGGAGGGACCUAUCAUGCCUGGAAUUUGAGUUGCACCCUACUACAUUAUGCUUGUAAACCAGAAUUCUCUCAUGCACACAACAGCUCUCCAGGAUCAUUCCAGAGAGACGAGGAAGACGAAAACACAAAGACCCUUGAUGCGGCUGCCAACGUAGGCUAAGCUGUCAGUGGAGGCGUCCCUGGCAAAUGACCAACAUUGUUCCCAUCAAGUGACACAGAGAAGUGGCUUUCCUAUGACUUUUGUCAUCUUCCUUCCCAAUUCAUUGAGUUACAUACUCAGAACAUUUUAAGAAGCUGCCUGUUCAUGACUAUAUCCCUAUUUGCCUUUUUUUUUUUCUCGUGGAUGACUGGUUUCCAAAUGUCAAAACAGCAGAAACCAUUUAAAGAUUAGGUUAAUAUUUAAAUUGUGUUUCCAGAGAAAGAAGAGAAACUUUGAGAUUACUGAUUACACAAAGCAAAUAACUAGUAUAGCAGGUGCUAAUUCAAUCCAGGACAAAUUUAAUUUACCAGGUGUAUUUAUAAGCCUUAAUAGAAUAUACAUCAGCAAUAAGAGUUUAAUAGAACAUUUGAGCCUUAAUUUUAUUAAAGAGGGAAAAGGAAAUCUAACUUGAACUUCAUGCCAGCAGGAUUGUUAGUUUUCACCAAAUACUGUAGCUUAAAGGAGCCUUUGUUCACACACUGCCCUCCUUGUAGCCCCUGCAACAUAAUAAGUGUUUUGAGAAACUGAAUGAUUUUGAAGGGCUUUUUUGGUAAGAGCUGCUGAUGGCCAAAAGGGAAACUUUCAUUUGUUGGUUAAACACGGGUGGGGGUGGGUGGGUUCUGUUACUCCAGAGGAAUGAAGAGCAGUGCCAGAUGAAGAAUGCUGCUCGGUGAUGGUCUUCUGAGCACCUGGCAGGGACAGGUUUCCAACUCCAGGGAUUGCCAGGAACUGCACAGGACAAGGGCAAACCUGCCUCUGACUUCCUGGAAGAGCGGAAUACAGGGACUCCAGCUACAAAGCUCCCAAAUAGGUCGUGGAAUUUUAAAAAAUAAUAUUUCUGAUCUGAAAAGAAAGCUGGGAGCUGGAGAUUGUGCACCACCACAUUGGCGAUUCUGGGAUUUGGGGGAGGCACUUUGAGACCAAAGAAGAGAAGAUUGCAAAUGGUGAUAUGUUGUCCUAAGCACGGGGUUUGUUGGCCCUCCAUGGGAUUCUUUGAAAAGCUAGUCUGUUACUGACAAGAUAGAGGCAGCUGGUCUUAUUUCUGUGUUUGAGUUUGUCAUCAUACAGAAGGUACCUUGAGACUCUCAGCUCUGACUUCAAGGCCACAUUUUUCUCAAUGACCUUCUUCCUGACAUGGUGUCCAUGACACUGAUUUGGCCAGCUGGCAGCCAGGAUUUAAAUGUGGAUGGUCUUCCCCCUGAAUCUGCCAAUUUUGGAUGUAAACCCAAGCUUGGGGUUAGUAUACCAUGUUCCAAAGAUUGGAGUUCUUUGUUUUUUUUCUUUCAUCCCUCCCUUCCUUCAUCUCUUCCUUCCAUCCUCUAUGCACUUACCUACAUGCCAAUUUCCUUACCUACUGAUUUAGAAAAACUGCCACUUUUCUAUUUAUCUUUUAUUUAUUUGUAUAUUUUGUGUGAAUUGAUAAUAUGAUUUUCUCCUAAUUCUGCCUUUUCUGUGUUAUAAUUUGGACAUGACCUAUUGUCACUAAGAUUGAUGUAUAAGCUAUUUGAUAUACAAAAAACUCAGGUGUUUAGGAGCAGUUGUAUAGUAUUCAAGAUUGAGGGAGAGAGACAAAAUAAUAUGCUUAGCCAACAGACAUUUAGAAAUAAGCUCUAGUACAUUCUGAAGACCGAUGAUGUUGAGAACUGGACAGCACUUCACUGUCCCACUAAAGAACACCGGUGACUGUGAUCAGGGUUAAAAAAACCUGAUGGUUCUGAAAGGAACAGAAAGGCCCAAGCUUGGAUUGUAUUUUCGCUCAACUCAUGCAAUGCCUAUAUUAGCCAAAAGGGCUUAAGGCAAUAAAAAGGUCAGGAUUUUACUGACA